Messenger RNA from Aplosporella prunicola CBS 121167, 774 nucleotides. RefSeq lists its product as uncharacterized. The transcript has 2 exons. The record is from RefSeq and is a predicted model, not a curated record. Gene Ontology annotation, molecular function: oxidoreductase activity. NCBI's taxonomy places the organism in Eukaryota, Fungi, Ascomycota, Dothideomycetes, Botryosphaeriales, Aplosporellaceae. The coding region runs from base 1 to 774 and encodes 257 amino acids.
AUGUCUUCUCAGGACUCAUCUCUUGCCGGCAAGGUUGCCAUCGUGACUGGCGCAUCAAGGGGUAUAGGUGCAGUCAUUGCCCUUGAGCUAGCAGGCAGAGGUGCCAAGGUUGCCCUUGUAUACGUCUCACCGAACAGCGAAAAACUGGUAGAUGAGGUUAUUGCAAAGAUCGCCAAGCUGGGCAACGGCUCUUCAGCUGUUAAAAUCCAGGCGGACCAACGGCAAAUCGAAGCACCGAAGAAGAUAGUGUCGGAGACGAUAGCCGCCUUUGGAGACUCGAUCGAUAUCCUCGUCAACAAUGCUGGCGCGGAGCUGUUCAAGUCGCUUCCGGACAUCACGCCCGAGGACUUUGCGUCAGUCUUAGAUCUCAACCUCCGCGCAGCACUCUUCCUGUGCCAAGCUGUCGUGCCGCAUCUUCGUGCUCCGGGCCGUAUUGUAAACGUUAGCUCGACGACCACACGACGUAGCUACGCUACACUUUCUGUUUACUCGGCAGCGAAGGCUGGUUUGGAGGCCAUGUCCCGUUCCUUGUCUUACGAACUUGGACCCGCAGGGCACACCAUCAAUGUGGUUCAGCCUGGACCGGUGCAGACGGAGAUGAUGAGGGACGUCCCUGACGAUUGGGUAAAGGAAAUGAAGCAGAACACUCCGUGUGAGAACCGCCUCGGAACUCCGGAGGACAUCGCGCGCGUAGUAGCCUUCCUCGCCGGCCCCGACUCGAGAUGGAUCACCGGGCAGUGCAUUUCAGCCAGUGGAGGCUACGUUAUGCUCUGA